Cebus imitator (Panamanian white-faced capuchin) is the source of this 2454-nucleotide messenger RNA. It is a transcript of the gene SLX9, whose product is annotated as family with sequence similarity 207 member A. Bases 109 to 753 code for a protein of 214 amino acids. The transcript has 6 exons. Gene Ontology annotation, cellular component: 90S preribosome; preribosome, small subunit precursor; nucleolus. Gene Ontology annotation, biological process: maturation of SSU-rRNA from tricistronic rRNA transcript (SSU-rRNA, 5.8S rRNA, LSU-rRNA). Lineage: Eukaryota; Metazoa; Chordata; Mammalia; Primates; Cebidae. The record is from RefSeq and is a predicted model, not a curated record.
CUUCCGGCGCCCGCGCGGAUCCCGGCAGCCGUGGCUCGCGUUUCCGCCGGGCGGCGAGAGCGCAGGACCAGCUUCCGGUAGGCGCGUUCGCGGAGCUCCGCUGGGAAGAUGGGGAAAGUGAGGGGGCUGCGCGCCCGUGUACACCAGGCUGCCGUGAGGCCCAAGGGGGAGGCCGGCCCCGGCCCCGCGCCCCCUGCCCCGGAGGCGGCCCCUCCGCCGGCCUCGGCCGGGAGGAAGGACUGGGCGUUCGUCGACACCAAUAUCUUUGCCAGGACCAAGAUAGACCCCAGCGCCUUGGUGCAGAGGUUGGAGCUGGAUGUGAGGAGCGUCACUUCCGUCAGGAGAGGUGCAGAGGCCAAGACUGUUUUGCCCAAGAAGGAGAAAAUGAAGCUGAGGCGUGAGCGAUGGUUGCAGAAAAUCGAAGCCAUCAAGCUGGCUGAGCAGAGGCACAAGGAGGAGCAGAGGCGGAGGGCCACGGCAGUGGUGGGGGACCUGCGCCCACUCAGGGACGCUCUGCCCGAGCUGCUGGGGCUCGAGGCUGGCAGCCGGCGCCAGGCCCGCAGGGAGAGCAGCAAGCCGCGGUCCUCGGAGCUCAGCCAGAUGAGCACAGCGCAGAGACAGCAGCUUCUCGAGGAAGAAAGGACCCGGUUUCAGGAGCUACUGGCCAGUCCGGCCUACAGAGCCAGCCCCCUGGUGGCCAUUGGGCAGACGCUGGCUCGACAGAUGCAGCUGCAAGAUGGCGGCCAGCUCUGACCAGAGCGGCGGGCGUGCCACGACUUCUCAGGCCACACGUGUGGGCCCAGGAGCCAGAGAGCACCAUGGCCAGAGCCUGUGGACCCUUCCCCCCGGUCAGCUGUGGGGCUCAGUAGAGGGCUCUGUGAACUCCUUCCCCUGUACCCCAGGGCUGUUCCCGUGACUUGCUCCCUGGUUCCCAGAGCUGGGCCUACCCUGGGACAGCGGCCUCCAUUCCACACAGGACAAGCCUUGUCCCUCUGCUGGGGGCCCCAAGCCCCAGCCAGAGUUGGGGUGGGCUGUGCACAGGGUUUGUGGGGACUGCAGGUAUGGAGGCCUCAGGUCCGACCCUGAGCAGGCACCAGUGUCCCCGACAGCCUCCUGGCUGUGCUGGGAAGGAAUUGUGCCUGGGUGUGACGCAGCUGUGCCACCAGCCACCCUAAUUUGUUUCAGCCUCAGUUCCCGCUGCGGCCCUGGUAGGACCCAGGAGCACUGAGGCCUGGAGGGGCUGCCACAGGGGCUGGCUUGGGCCCUCCCCAUCUGGGGGUCUAUUUCACUCCCAGUCUCCUGCUCCUUCCUCAGUCACCAGGGAUGUACAUGACCCUGGCAAGGCCUCCAGCGUGCUCCCCGCCUGUUGUCCGCACUCCCAGGGAUGUGCCCCCACUACCCUGACCAUUGCCCUCGCCCCACCCAGCUGUUCCCAGCCCAGGCGCCCACUGCCUUGCUCUGGGGGUGGAGAGCAGAGGGUCCUUCCGCAGGGAGGAGAUGUGGAGUGGGCCCAGCCCUGGAGCCUCUUACUGACCCAGAAGCAAAGGGAGGUCCUUUGUUGCUGGAAGCCCUGGGAUUUGGAGGUUGGUUGUUGGACUAGGAAUCAGUGACUGAUCAGUCCUUGUUUUCAGGGUGUAGAAAGCAAGGGGCAGUGUGUCCCCAGGCCUCUGAGGCCCAGCUAGGCUCUCAUGGCCCCCCUCCCAAGUGCCUCGCAGGGCCUUGCUGGCCCAUGUCCUGCAGGGGGCUGGGCAGGCUGGGCGUGGCAGUGACCACCACUCGGGCGUCUGGGAAGUUCGGAGCAGGACAUUCCCCACUCCCAGUUCACGGAGCCCUUUAUUGAGCCCAGCACCCUGAGCUGCCUCAGCUGCCUGGGGUGGGGGUGGCACCAGGGGCUCCGGGGCCUCCUGACUCCAGGGCGUGUGGGCGGCCCCUGUGCACGGCUCCUCUUGUUUCCAGUUCCCAUGCUCUGGCCUCCCCUGUUCCUGCCACCUGCGCAGGGUUCAAAGCCCCAACAGCCCUGCCAAGCCUGCCUGGCAGGUGGGUGGCCGAGGCGACUUGGAGCCUGUGUCCUUCUGUUCAGCGUCCUGGCCCUUCCUGACAGAGGCAGACACGGCACCCGCAGAGACACCACGGACACCUCCAAGGCCCUGGCUAAUGGGACAGACGGGCAUGCGGGAGCCACAGGCAGCAGGUCCCACGCUCCCUCGGCCGGGGCCAGCUUGGCUGCCGUGCACCAGCUCCUUCGAGAAUGGGCUUCUCACUUCCGAGGAGCCGGUCACAAACCAGUGCUUGUGACAAAACCAUUCUGUGGUAGAGCAAGUGUUGGGAACAGGUCUGGGAUGUACGUAGCACAGUGUGGUAGGGGGCAGGUGGGGCGGCUUCCGCUUGAGGCCAGGAGUUCAAGACCAGCCUGGCCACACAGUGAGACUGCAUCUCAACAAAAAAUACACAAAU